Venturia canescens is the source of this 8549-nucleotide messenger RNA. RefSeq names its product Adenylyl cyclase 13E (gene Ac13E). The record is from RefSeq and is a predicted model, not a curated record. The transcript is spliced from 8 exons. Gene Ontology annotation, molecular function: adenylate cyclase activity. NCBI's taxonomy places the organism in Eukaryota, Metazoa, Arthropoda, Insecta, Hymenoptera, Ichneumonidae. Bases 537 to 5087 code for a protein of 1516 amino acids. Gene Ontology annotation, cellular component: plasma membrane. Gene Ontology annotation, biological process: adenylate cyclase-activating G protein-coupled receptor signaling pathway; intracellular signal transduction; cyclic nucleotide biosynthetic process.
UAUAUGGGAGUCAACGUUCCAGUAUUAGUAGAGAGAGUUCAGUGGUAUAUAAAUACCCCUCACCGCCAUUUACGCACACCUGCCAGUAUCAGUAUGAUUAUAUAUAUCGUAGAACCCCAGUUACACAUGUGACAUGAUCUUGUAUCCCCAAAGUGGAAUUCAAAAUGGCCGCCAGUAUCGGUUCGAAGGGCGAUAUGUUGUACACUGUUUUUAUUAGUUAAAAAAUUAUAAAUUUUAUUUUUACACACGUAUUUUUUCCCUUUAAUUGUACAAAAUCUCAGGGGUCAUGCGUGAAUGACUUUUAAAUAUAGCUUAUUCUUUUUAUAGCCUAUUAUACCAAAACGUUACAUCGAACAUUUUUUCGUUAUCAGACCACCUUAGAAAAUGUCAAAUUCUGACACUUGCUGAUGCGGAUUAAAUUCUUCGACUUUUUUAUUCGCGACUUCUCUUAUUUCAUCAUUCUACAUUAUUGUUACGUUCCUCCGAUGGAGCAUCAUACGAUGGUAUAUCCAUUGUUUUGGCAUUUUCGCUCUUGAAUGACAGAUAGGUCAGCCAGGAUGACUCUGGCUAAUGAUCGCAAACGAAGCUCCUCAGUGAGCUACAGCAAAGGUAAAGGGCAAACAGAAGAUGGAAAUGAUGAUAUUCAAAUAUCACUGGCACCAUACAUACAGACGUAUCUUGCCCAUAGCGGCCAUAGUAUUGGAUGCUGUGGGGUUGGGCUCCCAGUGCCAUUCGAAAGAGCUGCAGCCAAAUCUUGGUGGAAUCCCAGAUUCGAUUCCGAGAUCCUUGAGGAACAGUACAAGCGUAGUGCCUUUCCACAAAUAAGGUUGAGAUUCAGGUACGCCCUUAUUUAUAUACUGACAGUUUCGCUGUCCUGGCUAAUUUAUUUUGUGGUAGUUGGGACACAAAAUGAGACAUCGUCAUGGCCAGUGAUAGCCUCGAUAUUCGGCAGCGUAUGCGUAACGAUGUUACUCGCACUGUGGCUAACAUACACAAAAAAGUACAGGAAUUAUGUAUUUCCAACGUCUGUGGGAGUCGCGACGAUGAUGUGCCUAUUAUCGUUAUUAUUUUUGGUAUUGGUGCCACCGCACAGCGAUGGUUUAACGCUGGUCGGUCAUUUUGCGCUCUGCUCAGAAAUUUUGUUACUCAUAUACACAGUAAUGCCAAUGCCUUUGUACGCAUGUGUCGGUAUUUGUACAUUGUACUCGAUACUUUUCGAGUUCCUAACGGCCUAUCUUUAUAAUUCGAGUGCCUCGGAACAUUACUACUACAACAACGAAUUUCAUGAGUCCGUUAUAGUGAGAAAACAGAGCUCGAAUUAUACGACAAAUACGGGGGAGACCGUAACGAUAUUAGGAAGAGGAGAAUCUCGAAAUUCGACAUCGAACGAGAGUGAAAUAUUUGGAACUGAAGAAACUAAAUUGUUAUCGAGCCUAGGAAUGGCGAUGCUCGAUGGUCAGAAAGUUGUUGAUAAAAUUUCCAAAGCUAUAGGAAAUUCAGAUCUGUUGAAGAAUAUAAAUCCGAGCACAUUUCUUACCAAUACGAUUAACGAGAGCUUGCCGAUUUCGACACAAUUUUCCAUGGGACAUCCGGAAGCUACAAGUACUUUGAUUAACGAAAAUCAACGAUUCUUGGACGAAGUUGAUUUUUCAACAACUCUGGCAAUAAGAAUUCUUAUGCAAAUUUGCAUACACAUUAUUGGUGUACACAUAUUAAUUAUGACCUUCGUUCGUAUGAGAGGCACCUUCAUGAAAGUUGGACAAUCGUUACUCGUUCGUAGACAGCUCGAAAUGGAAAAACAAUUGAAAGAAAAAAUGAUACAUUCUGUCAUGCCACCCAAGGUUGCUGAUUGGUUAAUGGAGGAAAGCGAACGCGAACGGGAACGAGAAGAUUCGUUGAAAAAAGGAUCUAUACCUUCCAAUCACACAGAUAUACGAUCCUUGUUUCGUCCCUUCAAUAUGCAUUCGAUGGAAGACGUUAGUAUUCUCUUCGCCGAUAUCGUUGGCUUUACUCGCAUGAGCUCCAACAAAACUGCAGAAGAACUCGUUGGUAUACUCAACGAUUUAUUCGAAAGAUUUGAUGAUCUUUGUGAACAUCACGGCUGCGAAAAAAUCUCAACUCUUGGUGAUUGUUAUUAUUGCGUCAGUGGCUGUCCCGAACCUCGACCUGAUCAUGCUAAAUGUUGCGUCGAAAUGGGCUUAGCAAUGAUCGAAGCAAUAAAACAGUUCGACGUCGAGAGACGCGAGGGUGUAAACAUGCGCGUCGGUGUUCACACAGGAACAGUACUUUGUGGCAUCGUUGGAACGAAAAGAUUCAAAUUCGACGUCUGGUCGAAUGACGUUACGUUUGCUAACAAAUUGGAGAGUACGGGAAAACCUGGGAGAGUUCAUUUCAGUGAGAAAACUUUGAGUUUUCUCGGUGACGAAUAUCUAACCGAGCCGGGCGAUACCAUCAAUGGUUUAAAAAGUUACUUCAUCAAAGGUCGAAAAUCGGACCUCGUGAGCGAGUUCAUAAACAACGUAAACGCACCAAUGAGUAUAUCACCGCUGAUGCAAUCGAGACAUCGUUUGGCCUCAUGCAACAAUCAAUUCAAGCCGAGAAAUCAUUAUCUUCACAUGGUUACCAAUACGAGCAGUUACAGAAUGAAGGCAAACUCGUUGCCGAGCAUAUUGGAUUCCGAAAACGAUGAAGAAAACGAUGAGAAAAAGGACGAGGCUAGCAAGAGUCCCAUAUCAAGCGCGAGCUACGGAAAAAAGAAACUUCGUAGCAAACCAUGGAGAUAUUUGCAGAGGCAGAGAACCACCGAAGAGAUGGCACCUCUCGAUAUCGACAAUGAAAAAAUUCUCGUCCCCCCUCAAGAAACCAAGGUUGAAAUACCUGUGAGCACAUGCGAAGAAGGUCUCAACGGAUUUACCGGGAUACCGGUGAGUAAUGGUAUUGAAAUGGAUCCAAAUCCCAUGCCCUCGAGUCCUUUGCUCUGCGGCCAGGAUUCUCUGAGUCACGCUUCCUCGAUCUGUAGUAGAAAAGACUCUGGAAUAAGGAGCAAUAGCCGGAGAAGCAGCAUACAGCAACAAUUAUUCCUCAUGAACGGCAUGGCUCAAGGUGAUCUUCUUGGUCACAGAGUAAGUGGCUACUACACAUCAAGUUCGACAUUAAAUUCGACGCACGAGCCAUCCUCAUCGGUGCCACCUUAUCCGUUUCCACCCGCUGUUACUGACACUUUCGGUGCCUGUUUUCACAAGUUGCGAAAACAAUCCGAUCUUCAACUCAUCAGAUGUGUACAGGACAACGUGACGUCACAAAGAUCGUAUUUCGUGAAGCCGCCAUUAUCAAGCGUAACAUUAUUCUUCAAGAACAGAGAAAUGGAAAAAGAAUACCGUCAGAAUGCACACAAAGUGAACGAGAAUUUAGGAGGGAAUCCACCGACAUUAGCGACGUCUCGAUUCAACACUUACUUUGAUAUCUUCGUAUCAGCGUUGGUAUAUUCGGCGAUAACAGCAUCGUUGUUUUUAUUGUGCAAGCCAACGCUCUACUUCGUUGUGUUUUGUUCGAUCGCGACAUCGAUUCAGGCAAUCGUUGUUAUGAUGUGCGUUCGUCAAUUACUGAAUCCGAACUCGAUACACGCGACUUUCACACAAGAGAUAUUUAAAUUUUUCUCACGCUGGUACCCGUGGCACGCUUGCGGCGCUGUCCUCGUCGGUUUACCAAUCAUUUCCAUACUGAUGAAUUUCUCCUGCAACACUUUCCGCGCCGGCCUCAAUCAUUUCGAAUAUUAUUAUAGUUACCUCAUAUUCGUUGGUCUCGUGCAUUUUUGUAAUUUUACUCAACUCAACUGUUGGAUGAAAAACUUUCUUGUCGCUCUUGCCGGUGUAUUGUUCAUCUGUUUGGUUGCCAGCCACGUCUCGUAUAAAGGCACCAACGAAAGCUUCUCCAUUCAAGCACCAAAAUCAUUGUCGGUCGAGGACAAUUCUCUUGCCCCGGUGUACGACGAUUCAGCGAUUUCAGAUCGUCGAUUUCGUCGCGAUAUCGACGAUGCUCCACCGCCUCCGAUACCGGAAACUUCCCACAACGAGGCGGAACCUCCAGUCCCUGUAAACAUACCGAUACCCAAAGAUCAAGAUAUGGAAUACGAACAGACAAAAGUGACAAGCACGACGACACACUCGACCGAACACGAUAAUUUGCAAACUGCCAAAUCAGUUGAGAAAAAAUUUCGGUCACGACGAUACAACGAAAAGCUGUACGAUAAAGAAAUAUUUCUUGACAUGUUGCUUUUGUUAAUUCUCGUUUGGUUUCUCAAUCGUGAAUUUGAAAUAAGUUAUCGCUUGAGUUUUCAUGGAAACGCAGUUGCAGCGAGAGACAAAACGCGUGUCCAAGCAAUGAAAAAUCAGGCCGAUUGGUUGUUGCACAAUAUAAUACCGAAAUACGUAGCUGAUCAAUUGAAAACGACAGCCAAAUAUUCGCAGAAUCAUCAAUCGGUUGGAAUCAUAUUUGCGAGUAUCGUAAACUUCAAUGAACUUUACGACGAAUCUUAUCUCGGUGGAAAGGAAUAUUUAAGAGUUUUGAACGAAUUGAUCGGUGAUUUUGACGAAAUUCUCGAAAAGCCUGAAUUUGCGAAUGUCGAAAAGAUCAAAACAAUCGGCAGUACUUUUAUGGCUGCGAGUGGAUUGAAUCCCCAAGUAAGACAACAGAGUGAACACGAACAUUCGCACUUGAUCGAAUUACUUGAUUUUGCGGUUGCCAUGCACAAAGUUAUUUAUGAUUUUAAUCGCGAUCUUUUGGGCUUCAAAUUGAUUCUCCGGGUUGGUUAUAAUCACGGUGACGUUACUGCCGGUGUUAUAGGUGCAACUAAAUUGUAUUAUGAUAUUUGGGGCGAUGCUGUUAAUAUUGCCUCAAGAAUGGACUCUACAGGUGUUGCAGGUAGAAUCCAACUGGCUAGUAAUUGUUUGGAUGUUUUGUCCAAAUACUACGAUUUUGAGCCACGUGGUCAAGUUUACGUCAAAGGCAAAGAUAACAUGAAUGUCUUUCUUCUCAAGGGUAAAAAAAAUUCUGUCGAUGAAGUUGUUAACGAUCCCACUGGCGAGUGAAUCCGACGAGUCCUCUUUCCUUUUGUCGUACAGUUACAUUUUUAUCUCGUCGUCUCGUGUGUAGUACGACGUGGAUAUGUUCGAUACUAUUGAACUUUGGAACACAACCAAAUAGUUUAUCUUCACGGGCAAUGUGGCUUGUUGGAACAUUGUCUCAAAUUGAAUAUCGAAAAAGUGGCGCAAAUUUCAACACUUUGAUCAACUGAGGCAUUGGCUAUUGAAUAGAAAGAAAAAACUUUCCGUUCCGUUUCAACGGUUCGAACUGCAGUACUAAUCCUUUGGGAAUUAUCAGCGAUAAUAUCGAAAAAUACAAAGAUUUGUUGAUAUAUUAUUAUUCUCGAAAAGUAUACAACUGAGCUCGAGAUACAAUUUGUUUUGUCAGUCAUACAUAAGAUUACAACAAACAGUGCUACGAAGUAUUGUCAAAAAAAUUGUUUACUCCCUGUACUUAAUAAUUGAUCGAUCGAUAACUAAACAUUGUGACGCCGACAUAAAUUGUGUUCGAAAAAAACGAUUGGAAUGAGGGAAGUAGAAGAAUUUUUCAAAAUAUCCAAUGCCUUUGAAUGAAUGAAGAAAGAGGUUACGAGAUGUAAUUAUAAGAGAGAAAAGAAAGAGUGAGUCAUGUUUUUAAACUACGAGUCGUUAAAACCGAACGAAAACGAAAGAGAAAUGGGAGGAAAGUUGGCUAUGAGGUAAAGCACUUUACUUCAUUCGUUAACUGCUCAAAGAAACUCUUUAAACGAGAGAUAUUUAUUCCGAGAUAUUGUAUUUUUGUAAAUAUCACGUAUUUAUAUCCAUUGACAUGUACAAUCGAGCGUGAGAAGAGAAAAAUACGAAAUGAAAAUGAAAAACAUACGGAAAAACUUGUAAAAGUUUUCAAGGGCUUUCGCUAAGUACCAACGAUACAAUUUUACUGAACAUGUAGGUAAAAAAUUAACGAAAAAUGAUAUUUAUAUAUUCAUAGAUAAAUACACACUGAAGUUGGUCGAAUAAUUCCAUAUUUUAUUUUUUAAUUAUGGCCACUCGAACAUUGUCGCACGAUGAAGACAAAAUCAAACCUUGAAAUGAAAAGGCUCAAGCCAUUUUUGUGUUUUUUUUUCUGCUAUUCUAUAAGAGAAAAGAGGGUUUUCUUUAAAAAAAAUUGUAUAAUAGAAUGAAGAUAUUCGUUACAAAAUGAUCCCUUCGCAUCUUCUAUUGUAUGGAUGACAAAAAAUAGAAUCGAUAGAGAUGUUUAACAAAACUGUUUUGGGCUGAGGAAUUAACAAUUCCGACUGCACUUGAUUACGAAUUCUCAUUAACGAUGAAUAACAUUUAACACAAAACUGGUUCACCGAGCUUUAGAAUUUCAGCUACACUUUCAAACUUCAUUUGAAAAAAAAGGAUUCAAUUUUUCGUGCUACCGAAUUUCAAUGAGGCGAUUCUUUGGAAAAAAUAUUAAAUACUUGAGAUAAUUUUUUAUUUUAAUUUUCAAUACACACACCCUUGAUUCUUUGUUUUAUUGAUACGUAUUGAGCAGAAGAAAUGGUUUCUGAAAAAGAUAACGUGUGGCUUUAGAAAUUAUGCGCAGCCAAUUAGUGGAAAAAAGUGCAAAUAACUGUGUCCGACAGUGGAAAAUAUGUUACAGAUCAAUCCUCAAGAGAGCCGAUUUUACGAACAAAAACCGAUAUCUUUGUUUUUAAAGGAACGUGAAUGUUUUAGCAUCGCCGAAGAAUGAAAAUUGUUGCAGGGACCGUCAAUUAUUGUACAGAAACAACAUAGUUUUAUUCAUGUUAAAGUAUAUUUUCACGGCACUUAAACCGCGAGCUUCUACACAAACCGAAUCUUUUGAGUUUCUCGCUAAUGCCAAAAAAUUUUGUUUGCCUCUCGAAUUUCUAAAUACUUCGACUAGAAACCGAAUCUACAUGAAAAACCUUCCGUAAUUUGUCAUUUUGUAAUGAAAAUCAUACAAAAACCAACACGAGCAUGUUGAAAAUAUAAAUUCUACGAACAAGAAAAAUAGUACAUUCGAACCGCAGCUAAAAUAUAUUUUUAAUUUCGAAACAAAACACUCGCUGUUUAUGAAAUGAGGAAAAAAUGAUUUCUCAAAAACAUUGUCCUCGAUCGAUAAUUAGAAAUAAAAUUUAGUUGCUUUCGGGCAAUAGAGGAGUGUACAAAAAUCCGAUCGACGAAAUUGAUAUUCACGCACGCUAUAAUUAUAUGCCAAGUAGAUAAUUAUCGUAUGAAUCAUUAGUUGCGAUUGUAGGUAACACAUUCCAACGUUGAUUUGUACAUUUCCGAGAGAUCUGACGAAUAAUCUUCAUUUUUCUUUCAAAUGAUGGUGUUUGAUCCAUCCAAAUAUACUCGAUAAAAUGCAGCUAAUUUGGGAUCGCAUUAUGCUUGUUAUUUUGCAUUUCAAAUUAGCUGACUUUCCUCUACGUUAUUAACUGUGUAUGCAAAAUAGCAGAACUCCAUAUCGAAUUUAGAGAGAAGAAAAAAUUCGGAUCGAGAAGUUAGAAUCGUAGGAAUACACGGCGGAAUAUAGAGUUUUCGUUCAGAAUGAAAAAAAUUUCAAAAUCGAUAAAUUCAUAACGAAAAAAUAAAUAUUCUUCGCUCGUUUCCAUCGAAAGGAAUUGAGAUACCGAAAAAAAAAAAAAAAAAUAAGUGCCUGCAUUGUCUCGACAAUCCGCGAUGUUGUUAUUGUAAUUCGCAGAUUUAAAGAAAGAAUCUCCGUCGACGCUCCCAAGAGUAUAAAAAAAAAUAUAUUUAUUGCUUGCAUUUUUAUACAAUUUUAAUACUUGAAUCGUUGUUGAGAAAGUAAAAGAAAAAAUAUUUUUUCUUUGACAACGAUAAGUACUUCGGACGUUCCUCAAAUUUCGUAAAUCGUUAAAUCUACUCGAAAUUGUAUCUUGGCAAAGCGAACUAAACAAAUAUUUGUAAAAUAUGAUGAAUAUUAUGAUACUCUUUGUAAAUUAUUCGCGACAGCCCAAAAUGGAUGAUUGUCAAUAGUUGUAAUUGUAACAUUUGUGGGACGAAAAAACCCGAGAUAAUUGGGUUCCCGAAUAUUUCAGAACGAAAAAUAUGUCAAUACCUUUUGAAUUAUAUACGAUUUCGACCAAUUGUUUUCAUUAUCACGGAUCGUGCUAUUUCAAUUUUUUUGAUCACGAAUUACUUUCCUUUUCCAUUGUUAUAUUUUCUUUUGAUGGAGAAAUUUUUAUUUUUUCUUCAAUUAUAAAAAAUGUUCCUCGAUUUCAUCGUCGUGGUCGUUACGAUAGUUCCUCGAGUAAGAGAAAAUAUUAUUGGGUUGUAAUUUUCAAUACUCCGAUGUUAAACUAAUGUAUAUGGGUGUAACAAUUUUGGCACAGUUGUACAAAAAAUUGUCUCUUUGUAUUUAUCCUGAACGCUAUCUUCGUUUGUCAACCAUAAAAAGUUAUAGCCAUUAUCUACGUUUAUAUUGCAUUCAAAAUAAAUGUACAUGUACUUUUU